CAUGGCGGCGGCGGGAGGCGGCGGAGCGGCGGCGGCGCGACGAGGGCUGCUCAAGCGCAAACCCAACUUCACGCUGCAGGAGCUGGAGGUGCUGAUGAGCGAAGUGCUCCGGUACGAGCCGCUGCUGUUCGGCGCCGCCGCCGGCACCGUGAACGCCUACGAGAAGCAGAAGAUCUGGUGGCGGAUCACGCACAAGGUGAACGCCGCCGGGCGCCACCAGCGCGACAUCGGCGAGGUGAAGAACCGCUGGCGGGGGCUCCGCCGCCGCGCCGGGGACAAGAUCAGCCGGCACCGGCUGGAGCGGCAGGGCCCGGCCGGCAGGGCCCCCGGCAGGAGCGGCAGCGGAGGGAGCAGCGGCAGUAACGGGAGUAACGGGAGCGGCCCGGCCGAGCCCGGCCCCGCGCCCGCGCUCCCGCCCGCCUGGGCAACGCGCGGGGCCGGCCCCGAACCCCCCGGGCGGAGAGAGGAGGGACCGGCACCACACGGCGUCAAGGAGGAGCCGCUGAAGGAGGAGCCGGUGGAGGUGAAGACUGAGCCCGACGGCAUUCCCGGUGUUCCCGGCGUUCCCGGCACUCCCGGCGUCCCCGGUCGCGGCUCCGAGCGGCGCCUGCCCCGCGAGGGCUGGAGCGGAAGCCCCCCGCCCCCCGCGCCCCCCGAAGUGGCACUGGGCGAGCUGGGGGGGCGGCAGGACCCGCUGGGCUCCGACCUCCCGAGCCUCCUCCUGGAGCCCGAGCCCGAGCCGGGCCGGCUGAGCCGGGCCGAGAGUCCCCCCGGGGCGGGGGGGCCGAGCGGGACCCCCGAGAGCCCCGAGCUGAGCCUGGCGCGCUCCGGCGAGCAGCUGGUGCGGGAGAUGCGGGAAUUCCGCCGGGAAUACGCCGAGAGCCGGCGGGAGACCACGGCGGUGCUGCGGGGCAUCGCCCAGGCGCUGGCAGCACUCGACCGCAGCCUCUCCGACAUCCGAGACCUCUACCUCCGGGACAGGGGGGUCCCCAGGCCCUGACCCCACCCCCCCGCGCCACGCAGCUGGCUGUGUGUGCCCCCUGGACCGGCGGGGACACCCCCACCCCCCCAUCCAGUGCCCACCUCGUGGCUUUUAUUCUUAAUUUUUAUUAUUAUUUUUUCUUGGCCCCUCAGUCCCCACUCAAAUAAAACUCGGAGGUGCCCCCCCGACUCCCCCCCAGCCCCAGGAUUUUCGAGGGGUUUUUGGGGGGAUAGGGGGUGGGGUUGCACCCCCGGAGGGGCCACCUGGCUUUUCCUCCCACUGGAAGCAAAGGUGGUCCCAAAUAUCCCCCCACCCUCGUCCUGGUGAUGGUUUGGGGGGGGUUGGAUCCCACCAGGAGCAACCAUUGGGGUGACCCCCCUUCCCCUCAGAGGACCUGACCAGGAGAGGGGGGUGGAUGGGGGAAUUAUCCCCUUUCCCAGCACUAAAUUGACCGUUUUCUCACC
Molecule: messenger RNA, 1446 nt
Organism: Corapipo altera (White-ruffed manakin)
Lineage: Eukaryota; Metazoa; Chordata; Aves; Passeriformes; Pipridae
Product: collagen alpha-1(XXII) chain-like
Exons: 2
Coding region: 2-1000 (332 amino acids)
Cellular component (GO): nucleus
Source: RefSeq, a predicted model, not a curated record